UUGCGUUGGGAGUUGGAGCCCGCUUGUCUGUGCUGCGUCGUGAUACGCAAAAGCUGACAAAACAAAACGAAGGCAUUCGUGAGGCGCACCAUUGACGGUGGGGGCGCGUUUUCGUCUCUCAGUUGCAUUUUUGACGUUGUUCGGCGUGUGUGUGGCGUGUGUGUGAUCAGAAUUUUGACAGUUGGCCCCGGCCACACUUACGACAGCUUGUGGCGUUCACUGUCGACGUUGCAAUUGGCGUCGACGUGGUCAUUGGAAGAACGAUACGUUUAAGAAGCCGUCAGAAGAAUCCUAGGAUGUCGGCCAUGUCUACGGCCGUGUUGGCGUUUUGCCUCCUCGCAACUUUCUAUUCUCCUGUGUGCUCACAAGAUUCAACACUGAUCAACCCAAAGGCAGGCGUAGCAGCACCCGCUGGCAAUGCCGUCGCCGUGCCCAGUCCCGCAGCUGACGCGACCACAGCUGCUGUAACCGAGCCAUCCACCAACACAAGGGCUCCAGACACCACCACCACCACCACCACCAGCACCACCACCACCACUGCAAAGACCACCACCACCACUGCGAAGACCACCACCACCACCGCGAAGACCACCACCAGCGCCAGCACGACCACCACCACGACGCCGGCGCCGCCCAAGCCGCUGGAUCCCACCCAGGGUCACUGGAGCGUGUCGGACGACACUAACAGCCAGAUCUGCAUCCUGGCCAAGAUGGCCAUCCAGAUGAAGGUCCCGUACCUGGCGUCAACCAACCAGACGCUGACGGCGUUCCUGGACGUGCCGAUCAACGCCAGCGCGACGGGCUCGUGCGACGGCGCUGAGUACAUCCAGAUCAGCUGGCCCGACUCUGGCGAUGACGCCAACUGGUUCCGCGUGACGUUCGUCGAGAACGCCACCAGCGGCCACUACAUGGUGGAGGCCAUCACGGCCCGGCUGGCCAUGACUGACGCCAACUUCCCCGACCACGCCGACGACAAGCCGGAGCUGAGUCUGCGCGUCAACUUCUCGGAGCCGAUCGAGCUGUCUGCCAACUCGAGCUACCGCUGCCUCAGCCGGCAGCCCUUCCAGCUGCUCGCCAGCGACGAGGACAUCUCGGCCCAGCUGGUGCUCAUCGACACCCAGCUGGAGGCGUUCCGGCACGACAACACCACCAAGUUCUCCACGCCGCUGGUGUGCUCGGCCGACCACCGCGCCGCCUCGGACAUCGUGCCGAUCGCGGUCGGCGUCGCGCUCGCCCUGCUGGUGGUCGCCAUCCUGAUCGCGUACGUGAUUGGCCGCCGGCGCGCCCGCCAGCGCGGCUACCAGAGCGUCUAACGGCCACGCCUGCCGCGCCGACGCCCCGGCCAACAGCCGCAAGGUCAACACGACGUCGACGGCCGGAGAGGAGGCGGGGGACGCUCCCCGCCGUCGCUGGAAGGUGUGUGUGCGUGUGCGCGCGGGCGAGGUUCGGCGCCAGCUGCGCGAGUGGGUGCGGGGAGGUGAACGCCAGUGGAGUGGGAGUUGUGAGUGAAGCCAGUAUCCUGAAUGUGUUGCUGUGCGCUGAGCCUCCAUAUGCCUCACGUCGGCUUGUCGUCUCGUGAUAGGGGAAAUGGCGGAGUGGUAACAUCUGACGACAGCGGAGGGAAUAUUUUCGUAAGUGAUGCGAAAUCUGAGGUGGUCUGUCUUCUCUAUGUCAUUUAUGUCAAUUUUUGAACGAAUCUAUACGUGUGUACUACUAAGUCGGCUGCUGCGUGGCGAGUUCGGGUCGACCUUGGGUCGGUCUUCUGCGCUUGCGUCGACAGCAGGAAGUGCUUUCAGCGACUGGUGCGCUCGCUCGCCGCGCGUCGGUGUUUGUGUUUAUUCACGGAGACUAUGGGGUGCGGCCAGCGGCGCGCCAAUAUCGGUAGAGUUCAGUGGACUGGUCAGCUCCGGUUUGCACGAGUUCCACCGAGGAUCGCGUCAGAUUCUUCUCGCCCGGAACGCCCGAUGGCCACCGAAUGAGUCCCCGCGUGAGUGUGUAUAGGACAAGUAAGCAUAGCGUGGUUGGUGUGAUUGUCUUGUGUUUUGUUUUUAGCUUGAUUGCAGUAUUGGCGGAGCUUUUGAAAACGUUUGAAUGCUUGCGCUGGGUGUAGUUCUGGAGGGAACGUGGGCAAGACCCAAUUGAUGAAUAUCAUUAUAACGCCUAGCGGGGUCCACCAUGUAUCAAAGACCACCAGUUAUCAGCGGUGUUCCGUACAGUUUUGAAACGUUCUUUCUGUUCUUGAUGCUGUCUUUUCGAGUGCAGUUGGUGCUUACUCGGGUUGCGGGCUCGCACGUAUUGUUCACUGUAAGCCAUACCAGAAAUAUACAUACUUAUCCGUG
This is a messenger RNA of Pollicipes pollicipes, 2339 nucleotides long. Its product is annotated as lysosome-associated membrane glycoprotein 1. Gene Ontology annotation, biological process: establishment of protein localization to organelle. The transcript has 5 exons. Bases 297 to 1313 code for a protein of 338 amino acids. The record is from RefSeq and is a predicted model, not a curated record. Lineage: Eukaryota; Metazoa; Arthropoda; Thecostraca; Pollicipedomorpha; Pollicipedidae. Gene Ontology annotation, cellular component: lysosomal membrane; late endosome membrane; plasma membrane.